AUGCUAGUAAAGUACCUAUGUUCAUGUUUGCUGGUCGUUUUGUGGGAUAAAAUAGUAAGACGAAAUGAUUUGACGGUGAUAAAUGAACAACGAAUCAGUCCAAAAUAUUAUUUCACAGAUGAUGGCACUAAUUUGCUCAAUCAUCCAAACGUAACGCUUGUGCUGAGGUGGAAUGUUGUGCCAAAUGCUGGUUAUUUAGCACUCGCACAAGGAGAAGGUCAGCAUAUACUUCAUUUCCCUCCCACCUAUUAUACAGGUCGUUUUUAA
This is a messenger RNA of Dracunculus medinensis (Guinea worm), 267 nucleotides long. The record is from the annotation of a GenBank genome assembly. Lineage: Eukaryota; Metazoa; Nematoda; Chromadorea; Rhabditida; Dracunculidae.